CCGACUUUCCUUCAAAAUCCUAUUUCCCUCCUCAACCUCUCUCUCUCUCUCUCUCGCUCAUCUUCAUUUCCAUUAAAGAACAGAGUUCUUCAAAAACCAAGAUCAAACCCAAAACAACCCAUUCAAUAAUGGAGGACUAUCGGCCCAACCAACCCAUCGAAGUUCGCGGGAAACAAGAAAGGUUCUUCGGUUCACACUACCCUGCAACACUCCUCGCCGCAAUCGGAAGAAACCAUUUCUUGGUCCGCUACCAAACCCGGUGCACAGAAGCCAGGACACGACUCUUAAUCGAAUCUGUUGAUGCCUCCCAAAUCAGACCUGUGCCUCCCGAUCUUCAAAUUUCCAAUUUCAAUGCCGGCGAUCGAGUCGAAGCUUUCGUCAAUGGAGGCUGGUGGGUUGGCAGGAUUGCGCGAAAGAUCGAUCCUAAUUACUAUGUGAGGUUGGAUAGUACUGGGAAUGAAGUCCAUUGUGCUUUUUACGGAGUCAGGAUUCAUCUUGAAUGGGAAGAUGGGAAUUGGGUUUAUCCUCGAAAUGGGCCUCAGAACUCUCAAGCAAAAGAGGGGGAAGAAAAGAAGUGUUAGGCUAUGAUAGAUUGCUUCAUCAAACAUUUCCUUUUCAUAUAUAUAUAUAUAUAUAUACCUUCUGAAUCACACAGAUGAUACAGAUUUGCAGUGAGUUAGAGCUUAGGUGACCACUAUACUUGGUUCUGUUUGUUUAUUUUUCUUCUAUAUGCGAUGGGGUUCAAAUGAGAAAGUUUAGGGAUACUAGAAAAUGUACAGAAAAGACACGAGGGUGUGAGAGUCGUGAGCUGGUUUCAAAGCUUUCAUGACUUGAUCUGUACUUGAAAGUUGGAAAUAGCCACAUGUUUGCUUGACAAGUGAGAAAAAAAGACAAGAAAAAAUUUAAAAAAAAUGGUAUACUUGUUUGAUAAUUUGCCUUCGUCUCAUAUUGAAUCAGUCCACAAUUGGUAGGCUGUGUUUUGUUAUAUUAUAUAUUGGAUGGGCUUUUGCAUGUAGUAGAUAUUAUACAUUAAAUCACUUUUUGUGGAGGCUGUGUGUGUCAUAUUAUACAUUGGAUGGGCUUUUUCAUAUAGAUAUUG
Messenger RNA from Camellia sinensis, 1099 nucleotides. RefSeq names its product protein AGENET DOMAIN (AGD)-CONTAINING P1. Lineage: Eukaryota; Viridiplantae; Streptophyta; Magnoliopsida; Ericales; Theaceae. The record is from RefSeq and is a predicted model, not a curated record.